AUGCUCACUUUUGCUUCGAAACGCUUGUACAACUGCUACAGAUCUCUAGCCAGCUGUCCUUUGCCACCCAGCUUCACUGGAAUGGCUAAAAUGAUUGUUCAACAGAAUGGAAACCCUUUUGCAGACCUCAAAAUCUCUUCAUGGGAGCCACUAAAAGGUGUGGAUGGCCGUGCAGAGUGUCCCGAGUGCAAACGCUCCCGCAAGUUCUUUUGCUACACAUGUUAUCGACUGGUAGGACUGAGCGACCCAGCUGUGAUUCCUCGAGUUAGACUCCCCUUAAAAGUGGACAUUCUGAAGCAUCCGCUGGAGAGAGUGGGUAAAAGCACAGCUGUCCAUGCCAGAGUGCUGGCCCCUGACGAUGUAACCAUGUACAUCCACCCCAACAUACCCACCUACACUGACACCUCCAAAUUACUUCUCCUCUUCCCCAAGAAGAUGGCCCUCACGACUGCUGAAGCUGCUCAAAUGAUGAGAGACUCUUCCCAACUGCCUGGCGCUGGUUCUGACCAAUCAGGAGCCUCCGUUGACCCAAAUCCAUGGAGUGGUUUGGAUAGACUGGUUGUUAUAGACUCCACUUGGAACGGAACAAAUGCAAUUCUAAAGGUAGCUAAACUAAAAAUAACUCAAUUUAUUGUUUCCAUGAAGGACGAGAGAGUAAAAGAUCUGCCUUGUGUAAAGCUAAGUGAAGCGGAAACGCAUUUCUGGAGACCUCAAAGAAGACAGGAUUCUAAACACCUCGCAACGAUUGAAGCCAUUUAUUAUUUCUUCCGAGAGAUGAACGAACUAAUCAAUGGCCGUAGCUACAGUGGUAUCUAUGACAAUCUGUUGUACUUUUAUGCGUAUCAGUAUGGUGUUGUGCAACAAGCUCAAAAGAAGCGAUUAGAAGAAUUAUGAUCAUUAAUUUUGAGUGUUUAAUUUUGUAACCAUGUAAAUAAAAUUGUACUGUAAAACCAUGUUAUAAUUAUUAUAGUACACAUAAUUAUUAUGCAUAAAAAACAUUGAUGUGCGUUCAAGUUCAAUUUUGAGUUCACACAUUCUCCACUUCUCUGAGCCACUGGAC
This is a messenger RNA of Halichondria panicea, 1060 nucleotides long. Its product is annotated as tRNA-uridine aminocarboxypropyltransferase 1-like. The record is from RefSeq and is a predicted model, not a curated record. The coding region runs from base 1 to 894 and encodes 297 amino acids. NCBI's taxonomy places the organism in Eukaryota, Metazoa, Porifera, Demospongiae, Suberitida, Halichondriidae. The transcript has 5 exons.